CCGGAGCCUGCCAGCCCGCCCCCGUCCCCCCCGUCUGGCCGAGUGGUUCCGCCCGGGCGCUGGCCGGGCGGUAGCGCAGGCGGCGGGGCCGGUGCCGGCGGACCAUGGCGUACCCGGGGCAGCCCGCCGCUGCCGGCGGCUACUAUCAGGGCGGGUAUGGAGGAGCUCCUGGAGGACCAGCAUUCCCUGGACAACCUCAGGAUCCUUUGUAUGGUUAUUUUGCUGCAGUAGCUGGGCAGGAUGGACAAAUAGAUGCUGAUGAGCUACAGAGAUGUCUGACCCAGUCAGGGAUUGCAGGAGCAUAUAAACCUUUCAACUUAGAGACUUGCAGACUCAUGAUCUCGAUGCUGGAUAGAGAUAUGUCUGGUACGCUGGGAUUUAAUGAGUUUAAAGAACUCUGGGCUGUGGUCAAUGGCUGGAGGCAACACUUCAUGAGUUUUGACAGCGAUAGAAGUGGCACAGUGGAUCGUCAAGAACUAGAGAAAGCCUUGACAAAUAUGGGAUUUAGAUUGAGCCCACAGGCAGUGACAGCAAUCACAAGGCGAUACAGCACCCGUGGAAAGAUUACAUUUGAUGAUUACAUUGCCUGCUGUGUAAAACUCAGAGCUCUCACUGAAUGUUUUAGAAGAAGGGAUGCAUCUCAGCAAGGUUUUGUGAACUUCCAGUAUGAUGAUUUCAUACAGUGUGUAAUGAGCAUCUAAGUCAAAAAGAAGGAAGCCAUGGAUAAUCACAAUUACCAUUCCAGUUUGUCUUUUGCUUUGCCAAAAGUUACCAUGAUCGUGUAUCUUAAUAUUGUAAUUUGCAUAUUUUAUAACAUUACUGAAUUAUGAGCUUGCCUUUAUUCAGUUUUAAUAAUGAAUAUAAACUAAUAAUGUACUGUCAUCUUUAACUUUCAACCUCUGACUAUUAAAGAUUUUUUUAUUUUACAUAAACUUGUAAGUCAGUCUGUAUAACUCAAAUUAUGUGGACAGUAAAUUUUUCUGUAAUGUA
Messenger RNA from Dromaius novaehollandiae (emu), 990 nucleotides. RefSeq names its product sorcin (gene SRI). The transcript has 8 exons. The record is from RefSeq and is a predicted model, not a curated record. Lineage: Eukaryota; Metazoa; Chordata; Aves; Casuariiformes; Dromaiidae. The coding region runs from base 105 to 701 and encodes 198 amino acids. Gene Ontology annotation, molecular function: calcium ion binding.